Molecule: messenger RNA, 806 nt
Organism: Spodoptera frugiperda (fall armyworm)
Lineage: Eukaryota; Metazoa; Arthropoda; Insecta; Lepidoptera; Noctuidae
Exons: 3
Coding region: 107-610 (167 amino acids)
Source: RefSeq, a predicted model, not a curated record
AAUGUACAGCUUUUGGCUAAUUAUUUGUUGAUAUUUUGUAUUUUGUUAAAUUUUUAUUCCUUAUCAGUAUUGUUACGUUUUUAUAAGGUGUUUUUAAUUCAGAAUAAUGUCUUUUUUGUAUGUUGUUAUAUACUACGGGCCGUGCGAAACAUUUGGCACACAUAUUCAUAAGCCACAAAUUGUGAAUGGUAUAAAAGACGACCUCCAAAACAAAGGUUACCGCGUGAAGUUAGUUCCAGUGAAUUGGGUAAACUAUUGUAUGUUGGAAAUAUGUGGACAUGAGGUAUUUCGGUGUAAUUUAAAGAAUUUGAAAUUCAACACUUCUGUCAGCCGCGAUGUGACUGCUCAGAGGGCAGUAGAAGCAGUCUUGGUAUGUUCAUCCAUGUUCCGACGAGCUCGCGCAUACCUCUGGUUCUGGUCUCUCUUGGACCAUCAACUCUUCAGACGAACGAUAUACGGGCCACAGGACUACUUUGUGUCGUCCACAGACGAUGAUCCUCCUUACGUAAGCAUAAGCCCUAUGGAAUGUGCGGAAUGUUGCGGUAUACCUAUCGAAGGAGAUGAAGCCUCCAUGAGAUGUGGGUGCCCCGUUUGUCGCUGUGCUGAGUAAUGAUCAGCGCAUGACAAAAUUCAGUUGCUAAGUCGUGAAUUUCUAACUGAUUUUGUCGUCACUGUCGUCGAAACUUCCAGCCCUCUUGUUCAUUAAAAGAUGCAAUCUCAAUAGGCACUAACCAACCUCGCUCGCAGAAGAUAGAAAUACUCAAACGCCACUCAAUUUUAUUAAUGAUACUCUCAUAAAUAUUUAC